Messenger RNA from Daphnia pulex (common water flea), 1154 nucleotides. Its product is annotated as protein FAM8A1-like. The coding region runs from base 146 to 949 and encodes 267 amino acids. Lineage: Eukaryota; Metazoa; Arthropoda; Branchiopoda; Diplostraca; Daphniidae. The record is from RefSeq and is a predicted model, not a curated record. The transcript is spliced from 4 exons.
GUCAUGGAGACAUACUUCUUGGUGUCGUAUCUCUAUAUCUCUGGUUUGUUGUGGUUGAGUUAUUGAAACUCUUUCGGAAUCAACGUAGGCUAUGUAAUUUGGCCUACAACAGUGAAAAACAUUUCGGUUUUCUUAGAAUUUGAUCAUGAAUAGUGGUGUAAAUGAAUCUGAAGAUUCUGCUGGAGAACUCCGAAGAAUGGGAGAGUAUGCCGAUCAGCUAAGAAGCUGGUUGGGACAAGCAUAUCAAUGGCAAACAUUACAAUGUCUCCCUUAUUCAAUGCCUUCAGUUUUCAUGCAAAGUAGACAUCGUCCUUUGUCCAAUAGUACACCAGUUUCGGCUAGAACUGAAACGCCAGUGACAAAUGUCAAUCACCAACAAAGGCCAUCUACUAGAAUUGGUUCAGUUCCGGCAACACCUCCCAUAGAAGGAAGAGUUUUUGAAGUCCCAAAACUUUCAAAGCGCUUAUUGGCUGAAGUGAUUGAUUUUGGUUUACUGUUUUUCAUCAAAGCCUUUGUGACAUUAACAGUUCUAGAUGCUUGGAAUAUGGAAGAUUCAGGUUUUUUCCAAACUGAAGAAAAAGAAAUAACAGAGGAAGCUGAUUAUGAAAUGGCCAUGGCAAUUACUGCCAAUUUGUUAACUAUUGAACUGAUUCACCGCUUGCUAGUAGUUCUGUAUGAAGUUUGUUUUACCCUUCAAGGUGGCACUCCAGGAAAACGAACAAUGGGACUCAGUAUAAUUUCCUGCACAAAGUGUAUCCCAGUUGGAGAAAAUCGAGUGCUCGUGCAACCUGCAACGAAAGUCACAUUUUGGAGAUCUCUAGGUCGAGCAUUCCUGAAGAAUAUGGGCACAGCCAUUCUGUUUCCCACUUUCCUCCCAUUAAUGGUUGUUCAACAUAAUCGUACUCUAUACGAUAUAUUGUGUGGAACAGUUGUCGUUGAAAGCGAAUAAAUGUCAAAAGAACCUACCACAUAUGGCGCAUUGUUUAUCCCGAUUAAAGCUGAAAUGGUCUACUCUUGAAGUCUGAAUCGAUGUGCGUGAUGGACACUUCAUCUCCGCCUCGCAUUACAACUUUAAUUUUCUGUAUCUUAGUGUUUUAUGUCGACCAAAAUUAUUCCCCCAGUUGUUUCUAUGUUAUUACAAACUUUAACUAACA